Molecule: messenger RNA, 999 nt
Organism: Trichoderma harzianum CBS 226.95
Lineage: Eukaryota; Fungi; Ascomycota; Sordariomycetes; Hypocreales; Hypocreaceae
Exons: 2
Coding region: 1-999 (332 amino acids)
Source: RefSeq, a predicted model, not a curated record
AUGUCAAAAUACCUUCGUCAGUACUGGCCUGGGUCGCCAACAAAGACUGAAAAAGACUUGCCCGACUUGCAAGGACGAGUCUUUAUUGUCACAGGCGGCACGGGGGGCAUCGGUCUGGCCGUAGCAACAGCCUUAUUCCACGGCAAUGCAGCGCGAGUCUAUCUCCUCGGGCGAUCUGAUUCUGCCGGCUCAACGGCCGUGAGCACCAUCGCCAAAUCAGAUCCCCCGGGCGACAUGAAGCGUCGCAGCGCAGACGGCGACGGCGUUGUCAAGUUCCUCAACCUGGAUCUCUCGGACUUGCAGGGCAUCAAGAAGACGGCCGAGGCCUUUCUGGCGGCAGAGACUCGCCUGGAUGUCAUCUGGCACAAUGCGGGCGUCAUGGCCCCUCCCGAGGGAAGCGUCAGCAAGCAGGGCCACGAGCUUAGCUUUGCGACUAACGUGCUAGGUCCCUUUUUGCUGCAGCAGUUUCUGACUCCGAUUCUCGUCAAGACGGCGGAGAGCGAAGGUGUGGCCAAGGGAUCUGUUCGUACUUGUUGGGCGGCCUCUGUCGAGUUUCCUGAUCCUCCUGGCGAGGAUGGCAUCGUGUGGGAUGACUGGGCGCUGAGUUCGUCGGAGUUUUCUGGGUUGAAUGGGCGAGUGCAGCGGUAUGUGCAGAGUAAAUGGGCCAAUGCCAUUCUCGCGACGGAAAUGGCCAAGAGAUAUCCCCAGAUUGUCAGCGCGUCGUUCAACCCUGGCGCCAUCAAGACGGAUCUCACUCGUCACGCGCCGGGCAUCUUGAAGAGUGUCCAGGGGUUCUUGUCGUAUCCGGCUCGGUUGGGGGCCUUGACGGAGCUGCAGGCCGGGUUUGGGAGCGAGGUGGCUGAGUAUAAUGGGUGUUAUCUGAUUCCAUGGGGGAAGAUUGGGAGUCCGGUUCCAAAGGUUGUGGAGGGGAUUCAGAAGAGGGCGUCGGGGGAGAGGUUGUGGAAUCUCUGUGAUGGCUUGGUCAAGGAGUUUUACUAA